CUUUUAUUUAUGACUCAACCAAAUUCGAAUCACACCUUACGUAACCGCGUUUCACAAACCUUUAUCUUCACCGGAAAAACACUCAGAACCCACCACCACCGUCGCAGUCGUUACCAUGGAAGUAGGAGGAGGCGGAGGAACGCUCUCAGAAGUACACCAAAGCGCGAAGAAGCUGCUACUUCGUUGUCGCGAUGGCCUCGAACGUCUCGAGCGCCUCGAACAUUCCACCUCCACCUCCGCCGCUGCCGUCGGUGUCGAUUCAGAGCUUUCCUUCUCCGUGAAGAGAGAUAUCAACCAGAUCCAAUCCCUCUGCGUUGAGAUGGACCGUCUUUGGCGUUCCCUUGCAGCCAAACCUCAGCGUGAUCUUUGGAAAAGAAAGGUGGAACAAAUCGCUGAAGAGGCUGAAUCAUUGAAAGAAAGUUUGGAUAAAUAUAACUCAAGGAGUCAGAAACGGAGUAGAGAAGCUAAAGAGAGAGCAGAACUUCUGGGACGAAUGAAUGGGGAUUCAUCUCACGUUUUGCAAAUUUUCGAUGACGACGCACAAGCUAUGCAUUCAGUUCGUAGUUCUUCCAAGGAGCUUGAAAAUGCUAAUGCACUUGGUGAGGCUAUCCUUUCUUCAAUGCAUGGUCAAAGGGAACGCUUGAAGAGUGCACAACGAAAGGCUUUGGAUGUCCUCAAUACAGUGGGCAUAUCAAACAGAGUUCUGAGACUAAUUGAGAGACGAAAUCGAGUUGAUCAAUGGAUCAAAUAUGCAGGAAUGCUAUUGACUGUUGUUUUCUUGCUUGCCUUUGUUAUGUGGAGACGUUGACCAGUUAGGUGUUGGAACACUUUCACGUUUAUAUGUAUAUGUGAAAAAUAGUUAGUUACUUUUGUAUGUAAAAGGAAAAUUGCGAUUUACUUUACAAAACUACCCUUCAUGAAAAGUAUGAGAGAGAUAUUUUAAGAGUUGGAAAAGAGGAGGUAACAAUUAACAAGGGUACAAUAGAAAAAGAAACAUUAAUGAUUCGUUGAUAUUGUUAAAUAA
Medicago truncatula (barrel medic) is the source of this 1024-nucleotide messenger RNA. RefSeq names its product membrin-11. The transcript is spliced from 4 exons. Gene Ontology annotation, molecular function: SNAP receptor activity; SNARE binding. Bases 116 to 808 code for a protein of 230 amino acids. NCBI's taxonomy places the organism in Eukaryota, Viridiplantae, Streptophyta, Magnoliopsida, Fabales, Fabaceae. Gene Ontology annotation, biological process: vesicle fusion; vesicle-mediated transport. Gene Ontology annotation, cellular component: Golgi apparatus; late endosome membrane; SNARE complex. The record is from RefSeq and is a predicted model, not a curated record.